AUGACUGAAACCAAACCAGAACAAACAACUCCUGCAGUUGAAGAACCAACUCAACAACCACAAAAACCAUCAGUUGAACCACAAGUUGAAACUGAAAAAACCAAUACCGAGGAUCAACAACAAUCUCAACCUCAACAACAACAGCCUACUCCUGCUGCUACUCCUGUUCCUGCAACUGCUCCUGCCUCUGCUAAGGAAGGUGGACGUGAAACUUCAGACAAGAUCUUAUAUGUUGGAAGUUUACAUAAAUCAGUUUCAGAAGAUAUGUUAAAGGAUUUAUUUUCAGUUGCUGGACAAAUCAAAACUGUUAAAAUAUUGAAUGAUAAAAAUAAGCCAGGGUUUAAUUAUGCUUUUGUUGAAUAUGAAAAUAAUCAAGCUGCAGAUAUGGCUUUAAAUACUCUUAAUGGAAGAUCAAUCAAUAAUUCUGAAAUUAAAAUCAAUUGGGCUUUCCAAUCUGCUACUAUUACUACUAAUAAUAAUAAUGAAAAUGAUCCUACUUUCAAUAUCUUUGUUGGUGAUUUAAGUCCAGAUAUUGAUGAUGAAGGUUUAAAACAAGCUUUUGGUAAAUUUGAAUCUUUAAAACAAGCUCAUGUUAUGUGGGAUAUGCAAACUUCAAGAUCUAGAGGAUAUGGAUUUGUUACUUUUGGUGUCCAUUCAGAUGCUGAACUGGCUUUACAAACCAUGAAUGGUGAAUGGCUUAAUGGUAGAGCUAUUAGAUGUAAUUGGGCUUCUCAUAAACAAGCUAAUAACAAUAAUCAAAUGAAUCAACAUAAUCAUAAUAAUAAUAAUCAUCAUCAAAAUAAUAAUGGAUAUAGAAAUAAUAAUGGUCGUCAUAAUAAUCCAAAUAACAAUCGUCAAUUUAGACAAUUCCAUAAUGGUAACAAUAACAACCUUAAUAAUAAUAAUUCUAAUAAUUUGUAUUCUCAACAAUUAAUUAAUCCAGGAUUAGGUGGUGGUAAUAACAAUAAUCAAUUCCAACCACCUCCACCUUUACCACAACAACCAGGAUCUUUACCUCAAAUGUUACCUAUGAAUGGCAACAACAACAACAAUAGCAGAGACAGCAACAACAAUUCCAUGAAUGGUAAUAACAAUAACAACAACAACAGCAAUAACAGCAGUGCCAAUGGUAACAAUACUAAUAACAAUCAUCCACAAGGUAAUAUCCCAGUCAUGUCACCUCAAACCUAUGAUAUUGUAUUAAGACAAACCCCAUCCUGGCAAACUACAGUUUAUUUAGGUAAUAUUGCCCAUUUCACCCAACAAGGAGAUUUAAUCCCCUUAUUACAGAAUUUCGGAUUUAUUAUUGAUUUCAAAUUCCAUCCAGAAAGAGGAUGUGCAUUUGUCAAAUAUGAUAGUCAUGAAAGGGCUGCAAUGGCGAUUGUCCAAUUAGCUGGUUUUAAUGUGAAUGGAAGACCUUUGAAAUGUGGUUGGGGAAAGGAUAGACCACCUCCUCAAAUGGGACAUCAAUUUGGGAAUUUUUCAAGAGGUGGUGGUGGUGGUAAUGGAGGGAUGAAUAUGAAUAUGAAUAUGAAUAUUCAUGCGCCUCCUCCUCCACCUCCUCCACAGAUGUAUAAUCAAGGUAGACCUUAG
This is a messenger RNA of Hemisphaericaspora subhashii, 1593 nucleotides long. RefSeq lists its product as uncharacterized. The record is from RefSeq and is a predicted model, not a curated record. The transcript has a single exon. Gene Ontology annotation, cellular component: cytoplasmic stress granule. Lineage: Eukaryota; Fungi; Ascomycota; Pichiomycetes; Serinales; Debaryomycetaceae. Gene Ontology annotation, molecular function: mRNA binding. Bases 1 to 1593 code for a protein of 530 amino acids. Gene Ontology annotation, biological process: regulation of mRNA stability; nuclear-transcribed mRNA catabolic process, nonsense-mediated decay; cytoplasmic stress granule assembly.